AUGUCAUUAACAACUGAUACUCCAUCGCAUACACAUGUAUCUGCGCAAUUUUUGAAUAUGACCCUGUUAAGAUCUGCUAACUUCUAUGAAGCUAAAUGUUUCAAAGACUGCAAUAUUCAAACUAUUUUAGGUGCAUUUGUUGAACUUUUUAAGACUAAAUUGUUAAAGAGUAGCAUAAGUAUGGUGUCGAAAUCUUCCGCAAGUAUGAUCGCAGCCAUUCAGCUCAACAAAAAUGUUGCGGUUGACCAAAAUACUAUUGAACCAUUGUCAAAAGCCUUAAGCUUAGAGCAAGAUAGUAUGGAUGAAGAUGCCGAUUCGAUUAGUACAGACAAUGUUGACAAGAUUUCUACACUGCUGAAGCUCUUGUUGCUUUUCCCUAAUGAAUAUUAUGAAAAGAAUGAACGUCCCCAGGCCUUAUAUCUGGUCACUUUGUUAGAUAUUUGGUCUGUUUCUUGUAAAAAUGCGGACUUGUUAGCUCGUAUGAAAGUGUGCUUAAUGUGUAGGAGCCUGCAAUUAAGAUUCAUUGGAUAUUUCAAGCUUAACAGUAUUCUGGGUGUUGAUUCUGUAGUGUUAAAUUGGUUGGUUUCCUCAAAUCAAAUCUGGCCCGUUGAAGGAAGUAAAGAAUUAGAAAAUGUUAGAAAUUCUCUUGAGCAAAUUACCAACGAACUGGAUUUCAGUAUUUUGCGAAAAAUCAUCAUGAGUGCUAGUACCAAAGUACCUGAUGUGCAAUCGAUUUCUUAUCUCCAAACCGCCAUGACUCAACGUGUGAAAGAACUUGCUAAAGACGUCCCCAAAAUAGCGCUGGGAAAAAUUAUCAAUCUUAUAAAAGCUAUCAACAACGUUUUAAUUAACAGAAAAUCUAAUGAAGUUGAUCUUACUGAUGUGAUUUAUGCCACCGAUACAAUCUCAGAAGUCAGCAAAUUUAUCACAUUGUCUCUCCAAGAUGCCAAGUCUUCAAUUUCGACCAUUCUAUCUGAAUUUAAAGAUGAACCUAGCAAGAAAGCAGAUGUUAUCGCGGAGCAUAAGUCUAAAUUCGAUAGUAUUAAACAUAUUUUCCAUAUCACUCGAUUGUUACAGGAUUAUGCUCGCAUUGUUGGUCCUGAUGUUGAUGAAGUUAUCUCUGCUGAAAGUCUUUCUAAGACAUUAACUGAAUUAGCCUCGCCUUUUAUCCAGUUCUUACAAUCUGCACUCCUUUUAAAUAAUUCAGAGAACAUCACUGUGCUUAACAUGACAACGGAGUUUAUUGCGGCUUUCUGUUCAAUCUUGUCUCGCUAUCAACAAGUGGAAACAACCAAACGUGUGUUAGCUGCAAUUUGGUUCGUCUAUUCUUUGGUUCUCAAUACAGGUGACCAAGAUUCAAUUGAAAUUCUUUCGAACGCUUUUAUUUCAUGGAUUCAAUCCUUAUCUAAAGACCAAUAUAUAAUUGUAAUCGAUGGAUUUGUGGAGCAAGCUGAGGAAGAAGCUAUUAAUCGUGGAGUCAUCACAAAAGAAAAUCAUCACUUAGUUUUCUUGUCUCUCCUGUCAAUUUUAUUGAAGAAUUGUAAUAACAGUGAAAAGGGCCGUUUAAGAAAGAAUAUUCCCACAUUCAUCCUUAAAUUAUCUCUCAUUGCUGGUAAAACUACAUCGCUCAAGUACUUGCAACAGAUGUUACAAUUACUCAUUCAAUUAACUGGUGAUCAGUCAUACCACUUCAGUGACUACGAUGCUUCUCUUGUAUUGUCAUGUCUUCUCCAAGUUGCACAUCCUACUGCUAUCGAAAGAUUCAAGGGCCAAGUGAAUAGAGAAAGUGCUCAUAUCGUAUUUGAUAACGUAUGUACAGUACUUUCUAACCUUGUCAGUCAGCAUAAGGAACAAGUUGUUUACAUGAUGCCCCCAUUUAUCGCCUUUAUCCAAUCUCUUUUCCAUUGUUUCAAAUCUACACAUGUUUCUUUGGUCAGUGGAACUAACGCACCCACUAGAAAGAGAAAGCUUAAUGCCGAACAAAAGAACAACGGCAAGGCUUUUGCUGGCCGAACUAUUCCUUUAUUAUACGAAUUCGCACCUUUAGACGAUGCGUCAGCUCAAAAACUUGCUCGUGUGCUAACAACAAUACCACAAAAACAACAUUCUACAUCGACAGCCAAGAAUGCAAAGAGUACACAAACUCUGCACAAAAUCAUCGCUAAGCAUACAUCUUCUAUUUUAAUUGAAUACUUUACCAUCCAAUCCAACCCUACAAUGAGCAUCGUUCGCCCUAGCACAAAAUCCGUCUUGACACAGGCAUUGUAUGAAAUUUUAGACAUGUGCUCAGAGUCAGAUCACACUUUUAUUUUGUCUUGUUUAGACGGCCCCGGUAAAUCGCUAUUUAAGAGCUUUUACACCAACUGGAAAGAUACGCAUAAGUAUACUGGCCAAUAG
This is a messenger RNA of Mucor mucedo, 2397 nucleotides long. RefSeq names its product Urb2/Npa2 family-domain-containing protein. The transcript is spliced from 8 exons. Gene Ontology annotation, biological process: ribosome biogenesis. The record is from RefSeq and is a predicted model, not a curated record. The coding region runs from base 1 to 2397 and encodes 798 amino acids. Lineage: Eukaryota; Fungi; Mucoromycota; Mucoromycetes; Mucorales; Mucoraceae. Gene Ontology annotation, cellular component: nucleolus.